Messenger RNA from Glossina fuscipes, 324 nucleotides. RefSeq names its product 2-oxoisovalerate dehydrogenase subunit beta, mitochondrial-like. Gene Ontology annotation, biological process: branched-chain amino acid catabolic process; response to nutrient. The record is from RefSeq and is a predicted model, not a curated record. Lineage: Eukaryota; Metazoa; Arthropoda; Insecta; Diptera; Glossinidae. The coding region runs from base 1 to 324 and encodes 107 amino acids. The transcript has a single exon.
AUGUUUCAAGCCAUCAAUAACGCCAUGGAUAUAGGAUUAGGGGAAGGUCCGACAUUACCAUUUGGCGAAGAUGUAGGCUUUGGUGGGGUUUUUUGUUGCUCCAUUAAUCUGACGGACAAGUAUGUUAAAGAUUGGGUAUUUGGUACCCCUCUUUGCGAACAAAGUAUAGCUGGGUCCGCUGGGACCAGAGUCGCUAAUGCAGGAGAAACCGCUAUUGCAGAAAUUCAAUUCGCUAACUAUAUAUUUCCGGCCUUUGACCAUAUUAUAAAUGAAGCUGCAAAGUUUCGCUACCGUAGUGAAGGAAUUUCGACGGCGGUUCUUUGA